Chelmon rostratus (copperband butterflyfish) is the source of this 2258-nucleotide messenger RNA. RefSeq names its product artemin. The coding region runs from base 136 to 1044 and encodes 302 amino acids. NCBI's taxonomy places the organism in Eukaryota, Metazoa, Chordata, Actinopteri, Chaetodontiformes, Chaetodontidae. The transcript has 4 exons. Gene Ontology annotation, molecular function: receptor tyrosine kinase binding; growth factor activity; glial cell-derived neurotrophic factor receptor binding. The record is from RefSeq and is a predicted model, not a curated record.
CGUAAAAAACGAGGAGGAGGCGCCUGGCGGGCUGAAGCAGAGCCGCUUUAGAUGGAUUCUUCAUGUUUGCUUCAGCCUCAGCGGAGACAACCUGCUCUGAACACACGCAAGCCGUGACAGUGAAAGGUGCGCAACAUGGCACGUCGCGGCGUAUGGAUAACCACAAACAUGAGCUGCACCCGGCGGGGAAGAAGCUCUCCCGUCCUCUCCGCUGCGCACUUGGAGCAGAGUGCGCGUAGGACAGCUGGUGGGACCAGAUGGAGGGUUCUGAGGAAGGACAGACAGGAGAUUACUUCUGUAUUGUCAGCAAAAGCCAAGGUGCUGCUGUGGGUGCUCCUCUCUCUGCUGCCUCUAGUGGAAGGAGCUCAUGUGAAAGCCGGUGCUGCUGGUCCGGGAUCAGACUCGGGCCACGCCGUGGGCCUGCUGGGAGGCCAGGAGGAGCGGGAGCUUCCUGUGACGCUGCCAGAGGUGGUGGAGGACGAGGAGCAGGAAGACAACAGUGACCCUUACUCUACUUGGCAUGCGCUUUAUGACCCCUUUGUAAUAGAUGAGGUAGCUGACCAUCCCAGUCGUCACUGGGCGGGGCGCUCUCCACGCUCCUCUGACCCCUCAGAACUUCAACCCGAGGGAUCACCAAAGAAAAAGAAGAAGAGGAAGAAGAAAGAAAAGGAGGAAGAGGAAGAGACAGGAAAAGGAGUUAGAAAGGGUAAAGGUAAAAACAGGCAGCCGAAGCAGAGCAACAGGGACUGUCGUGUGGAGCGGAGAGAGAUGAGGGUUCGGGACCUGGGCCUGGGGUUUGACUCGGAUGAGAUCGUCCUCUUCAAGUUUUGCGUGGGCUCCUGCCAGUCUUCACGAACAAACUACGACCUGGCGCUGAAGGCGCUGCUGGAGAACGGCUCGCUGCCCCGCCGCACCGCCCGCAAGGUCAGCAGCCACCCCUGCUGCCGGCCCGACCGGUACGAGCCGGUUUCCUUCAUGGACGCCCAGACCACAUGGAGGACCAUCCAGUCGUUAUCGGCCGCCAGCUGCAUGUGUAUGGGCUGAAGGAACGAACGAGGGAGGAGGUGACGAGGAGGGGUGUCACCCACCCUGAGCAGAGAGGGGUCAAGAGGCUCAGUGUGAGGACGGCCUGGGUACAAGGAAGACCCGAGGGGGGCGCUGUAACACACACAGCAGAGGUGAAGUGAUGGAGGCCACUUGUUGGUGUAUUUCCUGUUGAGGAGAAAGAGGUGGGGGUGCAGCUGGAUGCUUGAGGGGGAAGUCAUCAGGGAUUCACAGUCUGGAUUCAUUGCUGCGUCUUCAAAGCAUGAAUUGUUUUCAAGUGAAUAACUUGGUAACUAAAGCAGGAUCCUCCAGACCAGUUUUACACAUGAAAGAGAUUUACACAUGAUUUAACAUGGGCGAGACCUGAAGGCUGACGCUCCAGAGACAGAAAGAAAAGACUCACUGAAAGGACAGACGCUGUGCUUCUAUUCUGAUUCAGACUAAGAAAAGACUGAUGUGAUGUUCACUAUCGCUCACAGUGAAGCAGCUCCUCCCAAAAGCAAUAUCAUUUUUUCCACAUAAAAACAGGCAUUAUAUUCUAUCAUUUCUAUGUUCAGGUGAACUCAGCCAACUGGAUGCCAUGCAUCUUCAUGUAUUACUGUACAAAAGUAAAAUAUAUUUAUUUCUGAUAAAUUAUUUAUUUAUUAUAGCUUGAUAUGAGAGCUGUUUUUAUUGACUCUAUACUGUAGAUAAAUAUCUAUUUAUUGCAAAGAUUCAGAUUUCAUGUUGACAGUUAUUUCUGCUUGUAUACAGUACACAGUUUUAUUAUUAUUUUUUUAAAUCUUAAAGGUGCUGAUUUUCACAUUUACCCAACGCCUCAUAAACCCGGGCUGGACUGAUUCUGGGCAGAAUUAGAUUGGAUGCAAAUAAACAUCUCUGAAGUUAGCUGAGUGAUUUUAGAAAUCAGAAACACAAUGCAAAACCUCAGACUCCCUCUCACAUGUCAUCCCAGACAGACUUUAAAAAAAGUCCUAAUGAUGGAUCGCAGAAACACACUGACCGACACUGAAAUGAUGUGGUUUACUUAAUAAAGUCUGACAGCUGAUCUAUAGAUUUGUGCUUAAUUCUGAUUAAUGAUAUCAGCUUUUCCGCAGCGAAAUCAGACAGACGGCCAGUCUGAGUGUCCAGAUGUGUGUACAGCAAACAAGUCAAACAUUUAUACUGCAGGAGCUCAACGUUUCUCAUCCUAAAGUGGCCAAAUAAUUACAUUCACA